UCAGAUCUUUCUUAAACGGCGUGCACAGUAUUUCGUUUGUUCAUUCACUCACAGUUUCCUUAUCUUAUUUCGAUUGUCUCGUCUCGUUGUUCCAUCGAUUCGAUCGGUUUUUAUCGGGUUUUUAUCGUCUAGCGUAAAAUAUAAAAUUCGAAUCGGGGAAGGGAUUGAGAAAAACAGGAUGCCUUUCGCGGAUACCGAAACUAUUAAUGGGUACAAUCAUCACCCGCAAUUGAAACAAUCUAAAAAUAACGAAUUGUUGCAAACGGUUGAAGAAUCAUCGCACAGCACAUAUACGUUCGAGGAUCUGCAAGAAGCGGCACAAUAUUUGCUGGACCGGAUCAAAUUGAAGCCAAAACUUGGAAUCAUAUGCGGUUCUGGAAUGAGAUCAAAUGAGCAAAACGAGUUGUGUCCAGGUUCGCUGGCCGAUUGUCUCGAGAAUAAGCAGUCCAUCCCCUAUCAAGAAAUCCCGCAUUUUCCUGUCUCCACUGUGAAGGGUCACCGAGGCCAGAUGGUUUUCGGUUAUUUGAAUUCUGUACCGAUUAUGUGCAUGCAAGGCAGAUUUCACUAUUACGAGGGUUAUCCACUUUGGAAGUGCGCCAUGCCAGUAAGAGUUAUGAAGCUCGUAGGUGUGACUCAUCUGAUCGCGACGAACGCGGCGGGAGGUCUAAAUCCCACAUACAAGGUUGGCGACAUUAUGAUGGUGAAGGAUCACCUGAACAUGAUGGGUUUUGCGGGGAAUAACCCUCUUCAAGGGCCAAACGACGACAGAUUUGGACCGAGAUUUCCGCCAAUGAAUAAAGCUUACAACGCCGAACUCUUAAAGAUCGGUCAACAGGUAGCGAAAGAGAUGGGCAUAAGCGACAUCGUGCACAAAGGUGUAUACGCGUGUAUCGGAGGGCCGAAUUUCGAGACCGUGGCUGAACUGAAGAUGUUAAAAAUGAUCGGCGUCGAUGCUGUAGGAAUGUCUACGGUCCACGAAGUGAUAACCGCCAGACACUGUGAUUUGAUCGUGUUCGCCUUCAGCCUGAUCACGAAUCAAUGUACCAUGGAUUACGAUAAGUGCGAGCAAGCGUCUCACGAAGAGGUGAUAGCGGUAGGAAAAGGCAAACAAACGUUGCUUCAAGAAUAUGUGUCCAAUAUCGUGAUACGUCUGCGAGACAAAUUGACCUUAUAGAUGAACAAAAAAAAAAAAAAAAAAAGAAAAUGAUUUUUAUAAUUUAUAUAUUUAUUAGAAUAUUUGUUAGAAUGUUUUUAUCUCUUAUUCGUCUAAGAGAAUAAGAAAGGAAUGAAGAAAAAGAACGUUUUUGAUACGCGUGAUAUUUAUAAGAUAAAUGCUCGAACGAUUUCUCGAAUAAUUGUAAAUCCGGGAGUAGAGGUUUUCAUUAGGGAUUUUUAGUUUAAUCGAGAUUUAGAAAUGACACGUGCAAUUUUUAUCGCGAUUUUUAUCGUUAAAUAUCCUCGCUUGCCUCGGAGAGGAGAUAUUUUCUAAACGAAAUCGAACUCGCUUUCGUCGAGAUGCACAAUAUCGAUAAGCUUGUGAACAUAAUUGUGACAUUUCGUAUGCGAGCAUUGUAUCGAGAUUUUUAGAUAAUUUACGUUUAAAAUAUCGGUUACUGCCCUUAUUUUAUUCUUUGUCGUAACACUACGAAUAAUCGCUGAUCAAGCAAGAGAGAUAAUUAAAUCAGUAUUCGACAGUAUUUCACCGAAACGAAAAGAAUUGGUUUAUCCACGUGGAAAUCAGCUUAUCAUCAGCACAUUAUUCGAACGUGUUUCAACUUUAUGUUUGAUCUCACACAACAAUCAGAGAAUAAAAAGAUAUAAAUCGUAUUUUUUGAUAUGGAUAA
Apis laboriosa (Himalayan honeybee) is the source of this 1844-nucleotide messenger RNA. RefSeq names its product purine nucleoside phosphorylase. The record is from RefSeq and is a predicted model, not a curated record. The transcript is spliced from 6 exons. Gene Ontology annotation, cellular component: cytoplasm. Lineage: Eukaryota; Metazoa; Arthropoda; Insecta; Hymenoptera; Apidae. Bases 179 to 1174 code for a protein of 331 amino acids. Gene Ontology annotation, biological process: nucleoside metabolic process. Gene Ontology annotation, molecular function: purine-nucleoside phosphorylase activity.